AAUGAUGUAACACAACUUACAGAAUUAAUAGCAGCGCUUCAGAAUAAAGUGGUUGAGUUGCAAAAGACGACAUUUUCAAGUGCAGCGCAAUCUAUAACGCAAAAUGAUAAACUGAGGUACGAUCGUGCUGUUCAACUGUAUGAGAACCUUAGACAAAGCGACAGAAGACCAGCAGAUUGUGAAAAUAUGGCUACAGUAAUCCUACAGAUCCUGGCACAGAGAGAAAAACUUCACAGGGAGAUUUUGUCCAAUUUAAGUGAAGUAAUGGUCUGUAGAAGAGACAUGCGCAGGCUGAUGCAACGUCUUCUUUCAGUCAAAUCUAAACUUGCUACCAGAGCGGAGGAUCUAAAAGAGAUGCAGAAACAGCGACAAGUUGACCUUUGGAAGCUUCUCCAGUCAAAGAGACGACGAGAAGAUGAACGACGCCGUUCGAUGAGCAGUUCAUAUUCAUCUUUCUCUUCGAUUACAGCGUCAAGUUGCAGUACGCAGUCUACUGUCCUAAUAGAGGAGAGCUCAAAGAGUUUUGAAAAAUUGGCUGGACUAUUAAACAUGUUGAAGAGGGAUCAGAUAAAUGAUACGGAGAUUUUCGACUGGGAAUUCCUGGAAGAAGAAAGUGAAUCAACCGAAAAAGGAAGUGUGUGAAAAAUGUCGGCGAUUGUUAGUCUCGUGAAAAAGUGAUUGUUUCAUUUCAAAAUAUUUCAAUUUGAACAGUAUGUGCUACACUUUUCGAAGUAUUAAGCGGACUUAUCUGCCAAGCAUUUGCUAUCACGGUCGCCAUCAAAAGGAACGAGUUUUACUUCUUAAAAGGAAUGGUGGUAAUCGUUUUCAGUACUUUUUUUUGUUGAUAACAAGGUUUUAGCUUGUUUAGAGUGGACUACUGUAAAAUACCAUAUAAGGGUUGCUGCUUAAAUCCCGUUUGCGUGGGUUUAUCUCGGCAUUUUUUUAACUGUGUAUAGCGUAUUUAGUGUCUUGUAGCAAUAAAAUUGCUUUUAUGCAGAACUUAA
This is a messenger RNA of Stylophora pistillata, 1004 nucleotides long. Its product is annotated as inhibitor of nuclear factor kappa-B kinase subunit alpha. Gene Ontology annotation, biological process: peptidyl-serine phosphorylation; tumor necrosis factor-mediated signaling pathway; positive regulation of transcription by RNA polymerase II. Gene Ontology annotation, cellular component: IkappaB kinase complex; cytoplasm. Gene Ontology annotation, molecular function: protein binding; IkappaB kinase activity; ATP binding. The record is from RefSeq and is a predicted model, not a curated record. NCBI's taxonomy places the organism in Eukaryota, Metazoa, Cnidaria, Anthozoa, Scleractinia, Pocilloporidae.